UCGAUUUCGGUUUCGUAUAAAGCCCUAACAAGCUGUACCAUGGCCGAUCACCGGAGCAAGCUGGUGUCUCACCUCUUGGACUCCGGCAUGGCGGACACCGUCGCCGGAGCCGUCGAUUACCGUGGCCGGCCGGCCUCCCGCGCCGCCACCGGCGGCUGGAAGUCGUCGGUGUUCGUCAUGGCCAUGGAGAUCGCGGAGAGGUUCGCGUACAAGGGCGUGGCGGCGAACCUGAUCACGUACCUGACCGGGCCGCUGGGGCAGCCGAUGGCGCGCGCCGCCGCGUCCAUCGACGCGUGGAAGGGCGUCUCCCAGAUGCUGCCGCUGCCGCUCGCCUGCGUCGCCGACGCCUGGCUCGGCCGCUACCGCGCCAUCGUCCUCGCCUCCGUCAUCUUCGUCCUGAGCAUGGGCACGCUGUCGAUGUCGUCGGCGUUCCCGGUGUCGCGCGCCGGCCACGUCGCCGUCUUCUACGUGGCGCUGUACAUGGUGGCGCUGGGCGAGGGCGCGCACAAGCCGUGCGCGCAGGCGUUCGCGGCGGACCAGUUCGACGAGAAGGACGGCGGGGAGUGCGCCGCCCGGAGCUCCUUCUUCAACUGGUGGUACUUCGGCAUGUGCGCCGGCACCGCCGUCACCACCAUGGUGUCCAGCUACGUGCAGGACAACGUCGGCUGGGGCCUCGGCUUCGGCAUCCCCUGCAUCGUCAUCGUCGUCUCCCUCGCCGCGUUCCUCCUCGGCACCCGCUCGUACAGGUUCUACACAGCCAGGACGGCCAGCCCCGUCGCCCGCGUCGCCAAGGCGUUCUUGACAUUGAUCAAGAGCUGGAGAUCAAACCGUCGCACCAAUCCGGCGAGCGGCGGCAAAGGAGACGGCGACGGCGACGCCGGUGACCUCGUGGAGGAGGUGAAGAGCGUGCUCCGGCUGCUGCCGAUAUGGGCGUCGUGCAUAAUCUACGCGAUAAUCUUCUCCCAGACGUCGACGUUCUUCACCAAGCAGGCGGCGACGCUGGACCGGCGGAUCGGCCGGAGCUUCAACGUGCCGCCGGCGGCGCUGCAGACGUUCAUCAGCGUCAGCAUCGUCGUCUUCAUCCCGGUGUACGACCGCCUCUUCGUGCCGCUCGCCCGCCGCUACACGGGGAGGCCGUCGGGGAUCACCAUGCUGCAGAGGGUGGGCGCCGGCCUCGCCCUCUCCCUCGUCGCCGUCGUCCUGUCCGCGCUCGUGGAGACGCGGCGCCUCCGCGUCGCCGCCGGCGCCGGCAUGGCGGACGCCCCCAAGGCGCGGCUCCCGAUGAGCCUGUGGUGGAUGGUGCCGCAGUACGUUCUCGUCGGCGUCGCCGACGUGUUCGCCAUGAUCGGCCUGCAGGAGUUCUUCUACGACCAGGUCCCCGACGCCGUGCGCAGCCUCGGCCUCGCGCUGUUCCUCAGCAUCUUCGGCGUCGGCCACCUCCUCAGCAGCCUCCUCAUCUCGGUGAUCGACGGCGCGACGGCGAGGCGCGCCGGCGGCAGCUGGUUCGCCAACAACCUCAACCGCGCCCACCUCGACUACUUCUACUGGCUCCUCGCCGGCCUCUGUGCCGUCGAGCUCGUCGCCUUCUUCCUCUUCUCGCGGGUGUACACCUACAAGAAGAAGGGCAACGAUGCUGAUGGCAAUUGUGAUUACAGGGGAGUUGAUGAUGAUGGCAUCUGCGUGUAAACCUCCGAUUUGUGCUCUGUUGCUUCAUUGCUCGCGAGUGUACACAAAAAAAUCUCGAAUUGUUGUAGUGCGUUAUCAUAUACUCUGAUGAUCAAGUGAUCAGUAAUCAGAGCAAAGAUGGCGAGCUGAUGAGCAUGGUGGACCGAGGUGAACAAAAUUCAUCGGAUGGGCCUGCGAACACAUUCUCUUCAUGUUGUUGAACAAUAUUCCCUCCAGUUUCAUUUUAAUUGACGUUUUGAACAAUGACACGGACUACAAAAUAUAUCUUUGACCUUA
Molecule: messenger RNA, 1962 nt
Organism: Oryza sativa Japonica Group (Japanese rice)
Lineage: Eukaryota; Viridiplantae; Streptophyta; Magnoliopsida; Poales; Poaceae
Product: protein NRT1/ PTR FAMILY 5.10
Biological process (GO): transmembrane transport
Cellular component (GO): membrane
Molecular function (GO): transmembrane transporter activity
Source: RefSeq, a predicted model, not a curated record